Molecule: messenger RNA, 1581 nt
Organism: Capsella rubella
Lineage: Eukaryota; Viridiplantae; Streptophyta; Magnoliopsida; Brassicales; Brassicaceae
Product: probable fucosyltransferase 8
Exons: 2
Coding region: 22-1581 (519 amino acids)
Biological process (GO): cell wall biogenesis; xyloglucan biosynthetic process
Cellular component (GO): Golgi apparatus; membrane
Molecular function (GO): galactoside 2-alpha-L-fucosyltransferase activity
Source: RefSeq, a predicted model, not a curated record
UUCUGAGCUUUGCCUUUGAAGAUGAGGCUCAUGAUAACACUAGUCACUUGCUUACUACUUUGGUCAUUGAUGAUCUUAGUAUUAUUUUUCAACAUCUUCAACCACCAGGUUCAUAAUGCUGCAACCACCGGUUCAGAAAAUUCAGCAAAACCGAGGGAUAAACUGUUAGGAGGCCUGCUUACUGAAGAGUUUGAUGAAAGUUCUUGCUUGAGUAGGUAUCAGUCUUCCUUGUAUCGCAAGCCUUCACCAUUCAAACCAUCCAGAUAUCUCGUCUCUAAGCUUAGAAACUAUGAGAAGCUUCACAAGCGUUGCGGUCCAGGCACGGAAGCUUACAAGAAAGCAACAGAGAAUCUUGUUCAUGAUGACGUUGCAAGCAAAUCUGUUGGUGAAUGCAGAUACAUUGUGUGGAUUGCUGUUUACGGGCUUGGAAACAGAAUACUUACUCUUGCUUCUGUGUUCCUCUAUGCUCUCUUGACUGAGAGAAUCAUGCUUGUUGACCAACGCAAGGACAUAAUUGAUCUCUUCUGUGAGCCUUUUCCGGGUACUUCCUGGCUACUCCCUCUGGAUUUCCCACUCACAGAUCAACUAGAUAGCUUCAACAAGGAAUCUCCGCGUUGUUAUGGAACCAUGUUGAAGAAUCUUGCCAUUAACUCCACUACAAUAGAAAGCAUCAUCCCGGCCUCCUACCUUUGUUUCUAUCUUAUUCACGAUUACGAGGAUCAUGAUAAGAUGUUCUUUUGUGAAAGAGAUCAAAGUCUCAUCAGGCAAGUCCCUUGGUUGGUCUUCAACUCAAACCUUUACUUUAUUCCAUCUUUAUGGCUGAUCCCUAGUUUCCAAACCGAACUUAGCAAGCUAUUCCCACAGAAAGAAACUGUCUUUCACCAUCUGACUCGCUAUCUAAUUCACCCCACAAACCAGGUUUGGGGUAUGAUCACAAGAUCCUACAAUGCUUAUUUAUCAAGAGCAGACGAGAGACUUGGGAUACAAGUACGAGUUUUUAGCAACCCGGCUGGAUAUUUCCCGCACGUCAUGAGCCAAAUCCUAGCUUGUGCACAAAGAGAGAAACUACUACCUGAAGUGUUUGCUUCAGAACCACAAGUCCCUAAUACAUCAAGAAGCCCAAAACUCAAAGCUGUCCUUGUCACAUCUCUUUACCCAGAGUACUCUGAGGAACUAAGGACUAUGUAUUGGGAAGGCCCGAGUUCAACAGGAGACAUAAUACAAGUUUACCAACCAAGCCAAGAGAUGUAUCAACAAACAGACAAUAAGCUUCACGACCAAAAGGCACUCGCUGAGAUAUAUCUUCUAAGUUUAACGGACCACAUUGUCACGAGCGACUCAUCUACGUUCGGAUACGUUGCUCAAGGUCUUGGAGGAUUAAAGCCAUGGAUACUCUACAAGCCAAAGAACCACACAGCUCCUGACCCACCAUGUGUUCGAGCCGUGUCAAUGGAGCCAUGUUUCCUUAGAGCUCCACUCUAUGGUUGUCAAGCUAAGAAUGUGAAGAUCACCCCUUUCGUUAGGUAUUGUGAGGAUCGGAUCACAGGCCUUAAACUAGUUGAUUCAGUUUACCAACCUUAG